This is a messenger RNA of Hyposmocoma kahamanoa, 1373 nucleotides long. RefSeq names its product prolyl 4-hydroxylase subunit alpha-2-like. Gene Ontology annotation, molecular function: procollagen-proline 4-dioxygenase activity; protein binding; iron ion binding. Gene Ontology annotation, cellular component: endoplasmic reticulum. NCBI's taxonomy places the organism in Eukaryota, Metazoa, Arthropoda, Insecta, Lepidoptera, Cosmopterigidae. The record is from RefSeq and is a predicted model, not a curated record. Bases 30 to 1313 code for a protein of 427 amino acids. The transcript is spliced from 10 exons. Gene Ontology annotation, biological process: peptidyl-proline hydroxylation to 4-hydroxy-L-proline.
UAAAACUAUUUACAGAUGAACAUGAGAAGAUGAGCAGUGACGCACAUAAGUACGUUGACAACGCAAUUAAUGCGUUCACAUUAAUAAAAAGACUGUCAACUGAUUUCGAACGGUUAAAAACUGUAGCUUCGGAGCCCACGGAGUUCGUUUGGGAUCGGGAGAUGAUAUAUGCUACAGAAGAAGACUUAAUUGGAGCAACAAUGGCUAUUUCUCGACUACAAUCUGUGUACAAAUUAAACACUACACAUCUAGCUGAAGGAAAUUUGCAAGGCGUUAUUGGUUUUCCGAUGACAGCGAAUGACUGCUACGAAUUAGCUCUGAUAUUGUACAAGCAAGAAGAUCCGAACAUCAGUCGGCAAGCUGCAGAGUGGUUCGAAGCGGCUCUCGAAAAACUCAAUAAUGAGCAGAACGAGAAUACAUUUACAGCUAUUGAAGUAAUGACGUACAUCGUGAAGUCCUAUCAUCGGUCGAAUAUUAACUUAGACAUAAAAGCUUACGCGUGGGCAGAAAAACUACUUGCUUUAAAACCUAACGACCGCACUGAUUAUGUUACGAAUUUUUACAAAUAUGCUGUGACACGAAACAACACUAACUCCACUGAAGUUGCCUCAUGGAAUAAAUAUUCCGCAUUAUGUCGCGGUGAAACUGAUGUCCCUGCAGCAAGUUCAAGCAAAUUACAUUGCUGGUAUUUAAGAAAUAUUCCAUUUCUGAAACUGGCGCCGAUCAAGAUGGAGGAAGUUCACAAGGAUCCAAAUGUUUUCAUCUUUUAUGACGUCCUCAGCGACGACGAGUUUCAAAACAUAAAAACAAUAGCCGGUCCUAAGUUGGAACGCGCCAGAAUAGUUGGUGAUAUUUAUGCAGAAUAUCGUAUUGGUAAAAGUGCAUGGCUAUACAACAACAUUGAUGUUGUAGCAAAGCUGAGACAGCGUACGGCUGAUUUUACGGGGCUCAAUAUUUCACACGCUGAGCCAUUACAAGUGCUCAACUACGGGAUAGGAGGCCAUUACAUAUGGCACUACGAUGCCUUUGAUAGUGGCCAAUUCAAUAAAGAAGAUGGAAACAGAAUAGCUACAGUUCUAUUUUAUAUGUCAGAUGUCAGUCAAGGUGGAGCGACUGUGUUUGCCCAACUAAACCUGACAGUAACACCGAAAAAGGGUUCAGCUAUAUUUUGGAAUAACCUGCAUCCUACCGGAGAAAUAGAUAAAAAAACGUUACACGCGGCAUGCCCAGUAUUAUACGGAAGUAAAUGGGUGUCCAAUAUAUGGAUCCAUGAGUUUGGUCACGAGCUGUUGCAGCCAUGUUCUGCUAUAUAAAUUGGUUUGAAAUUUCAAACCACUUGCAUUGUUUACCUAUGUUGUAAAACUUAAAUUAAG